CCAGCGCCAGGCCCAAAAAUUUAGGUAGGGAAAGGAAAAAAAUCCUCAUUAACCCCACCUACAUUGACCUGACAACCACCGCACUUCCCAGGUUCCUAUAACUUCUUCUACUUUCGCCUACUCGAUACCCCUUACUUUUUCCCAAGUCGACAACUUCUAAUCAGACAAAAUGGGUUUCGCUGAUGUUCUUACCGAUGCUGGAGCUACCAUGCUCAACAGCUGGUUGACCACCCGCUCCUACAUUGUUGGCCAGGGCCCUUCCCAGGCUGAUGUUGCCGUCUUCAAGGCUUUCUCUGCUGCCCCCGACGCCGAGAAGUACCCCAACGCCGCUAGAUGGUACAAGCACAUCGCCUCCCACGAGAGCGAGUUCGCCACUCUCCCUGGUGAUGCCUCCAAGGCCUACACCGUCUACGGCCCUGAGUCUGGUGACCUCGCCAUCAACCCCGCUAAGGCUGAGGCCGAGGAGGAGGAGGAUGUCGACCUCUUCGGCUCUGACGAUGAGGAGGAGGACGCUGAGGCUGCCAAGAUCCGUGAGGAGCGUCUCGCUGCUUACAGAGAGAAGAAGGCCGCCAAGCCCAAGACCAUUGCUAAGUCUGUCGUCACCCUUGACGUCAAGCCUUGGGAUGAUGAGACCGACAUGAAGGCUCUCGAGGAGGCUGUCCGUGGCAUCGACAAGGACGGUCUCGUCUGGGGUGCUUCCAAGCUCGUCCCCGUCGGUUUCGGUAUCAAGAAGCUCCAGAUCAACCUCGUCAUUGAGGAUGAGAAGAUCUCUCUGUCCGACCUUGAGGACGAGAUCCAGGCUUUCGAGGACUACGUCCAGUCCACUGACGUUGCUGCCAUGCAGAAGCUGUAAAAAGCUUUCAGCAGUAGCGUGUCUGGCGUAGAUGUAUGAGGCAUGAUAAAAGGGAAUGAUGACUCCGAUGAUGAUAUUUAAAGUCUUUACGAUGCUUCAUUUGUAUUGGAGUCUUUGCCAUGACUGGCCUCGUACAAGCUAUUAUAGACAUGAAAAUAAAAGUAUAUGAAAUGCC
Molecule: messenger RNA, 1028 nt
Organism: [Torrubiella] hemipterigena
Lineage: Eukaryota; Fungi; Ascomycota; Sordariomycetes; Hypocreales; Clavicipitaceae
Source: the annotation of a GenBank genome assembly